AGGAGCUCUGCAUUUAGAGACACCGAUUCUAACCAAUCAGGCUAAAUACAAUCCGUAGUCCCGGGGCCUUAUCUUCCUAGAUAACCCUCAUUAAUCCAGUGAGUUUCUGAGGACAACAAGAAGAAAUGAAUUGUUUCAUUUGUGUCGCUUGAAUGGAAUGCUAAUGAGGAGAGGUGGAGGGAAAAAAAGUUAAUUAUUCAUGCCAGCCGGCUGAGAAGAAGGCAGAUCCUGGCUUCCCCUGUUACCAUUGCAACAAGUGAUUGUGUUGGCCUAGUGAGCGCAAAGCGAGGAAAGCCGUUUGUUACUAAGACAGACAAGAAGAGAUGCCUUCUCAGGAAAGGAAACCUGUCUUCUUGAGCUGCAUCACACAUAGCCAGGUGGACCUAAGAAGAGCCUGCAGCCAAGAAAGAAAGUCCUUCGUAUCUCAGAUUUGCUUCAUGAUUAACCACUCCUCCUGGGGGAAACCGUGUUGCCUUGGAAAAAUAGAAAAUCUGUACAAAGCCAAUGCUUGGAAAGCAAGCACAAUUGCUCAGUGUAACAAAGCAGCAAAGAAAGAGUCAAACUGGACAAAGGACCCUCUUCCAUCAAAAGAUGCAAAAAUGAUUUCGUCUGUAGUCAUUUCGCAGAUUAUUAAUGAGAAUAACUCCAAAGAAAACAAGACCAUCUUCACUAGGCAUUCUGUAAUCACCCAGUCGGGUGCUUAUCAUGUGAAUCAAUCUGUGGCUAAUCAUAGCUCAGUCAACAUUAACAGAGCAUUCAUAUUGCUUCCCAGAAGAUUAGGAAUUCAGAUCUCCUCCGACGACAAUGUGCUUGGAACAGAGAUUGAUAGCAAAGAGGCAAAACGGUAUCAUAACCAGAAGAAGGGUUUUGCUUCCAUCACUAUCACUGCUAGACGAGUUAUUCCACCACGGAACAGGAAAAUAGAGGUGGAUACUUCCCACCCUUCUUGUUUGAAAUGCCAGGAAAGUAAAUCACUAAUGAACACUCUUCUUGCUUCAAAUGAGACUGUCCCACAUCAGCUCGGCAGACCUUUACAUGGUGGUUGUCAAAACCAAAAUGCCACCAAAAUAAAGGUUUCUGAACCUCAUACACAGGUGUGCAAGGGACUUUGUAACAACGAAAACAAAGAGAACAACCAUAACAAAGAAGCACCAAUUUCCUUUACUUCGAGUGUUCACCACAGUGUGUCCCAGCAUAAUCCAAAUGCAAUAUAUUACGUGGACAAGUCUCUCUCAGUGCCUAUUCAUCAGCCUCAGACUAGGAACCCAAAAAUGCAUAGGUCAGUUGCGUCUUUCAGGAUAAAUUGCAGUUCUUCCAGUUUAACACCAGAUGGAGUGAAUGGUUUAGCUAAUGGAAAGAUAAUCACAGAAGUACUUAAGACAAAACUCCCAGAGGAUGCCAAGACACUGCUUGAAGCAAUUUGGAAUGCAGAUCUUGAGGAGGACUACUCAGUUAGACAACAGACUUUGGAAAUUGAAUCCUUAAGGGCUGAACGUCUCCAGAAAGAUACCUCUCCACCUGAGACUCUGUCAGUUGUAGAUACUCCUCGAUGGCUUGAUCCUUCAAGGCCAGUGCAAAGCAAUGAUGGAAAUACAAAUGACAAUCACAUUACACUGCCUCCUCCCUUUCCUGCCUGGGCCUAUGAUGAAGGCGAACAACCAUUCUCAGGAAGUAACAGAAAACAGUGCACAAGAGACACAUACCGUAAGGCCACAUCUGCCUCUUUUCUGGAGCAAUCAUCCAAGAAAGAAUGCAUUCUGGAAGGUAGGAUUUCUUCAAAAGACAAACGUCUACCCAAAGGCACGUCAGAGUUCAAAGAGAGUCAGGCCCAAAGUUUUCCAAGACCCAAAAAAUCUAUUUCUGAUUGUGGGUGUCAUAUCAAGGCUUCAUCAGAUACAACACUGAAUGAAAAUGCUAAGCUCAGGACAGAUCCAUUCCCCAAAGGUGAUUACCAAUUCUAUGGCACAGCUAUCAAGUUGAAAGAGCACAAGGAAAAUGAGAAGAACGAGAUGGUUGGAAGGGUAACAACCUCCACGGCUCACAAACCAGAUGUUCCUUGUGAGAAACAUGAAGCCUUCCAGCAGCCAAAGGUCUGCUCUGAGCCUGAGAAAAUUCCUGCAAACCCACUGACUCUUAGGGAGGCUCUGGAAAUUCACAAGCCUCACUUUAUUUCCCGCUCACAAGAACGGCUGAAGAAACUCCAAAACAUGGUACAACAGAGGAAAUCCCAACAGGGUGAUGGCUCAGGAAAGAAACAAGGAGCUAUUCUUUCUCACAAACUUUCCUCCUCUUCCAUUACAAAUAAGAAGAAACAAUAUACAGUUCCUCAUCCUCUCAGUGAUAAUCUGUUUAAGCCAAAAGAACGGUCCAUUUCAGAAAAGGAGAUGCAUAUGCGAUCCAAGAGAAUUUAUAAUACUCUGCCUGAAGUGAAAAAGAAGCAAGAAGAGAAACAGAAACGGGUCAUCUUACAAAGCAAUAGGAUGCGAGUUGAAGUGUUCAAAAAGCAAUUACUGGAUCAGCUUCUUCAAAGAAAUACAGAAUGACUAAAGAUUCCCAGGAACAUCAUUCUUUUGGGGACUUGGAUGUCUUUGAUUAUUAAAAAGCCAUACGCAACUAACACGAUCUUAAUCACACGGAGCCUUUAUUUGUCUUUAACUCCAUAAACAAAGAAGAGAGAUGGAUUUUUCAAAAGAAAAUCCAAUUUAUUCUGGAAAAUAACUGGAUUCUAUUUAAGUAGCCAAGAGCCAUGGAAAUAACAGUUUUAGAAUGGUUUUAUGCAAUUGUUGAAAGCAAAACAGUAUUCAUGCAUUUUUUAAAAAAAAAUUCAGUGAUAAAGCCAGCUUUGAAUCCAUAGAUGUGGGCAUAUGUAAGCAUGUGUCCCAUCCCAAUAAGUAUAUAGUUUCUAUGCAUCCCAUAUACUUAUGACCAUCAAAUAUAAAUUUAGUCCUUUUAAACAGAAGGAAGCAUGAAUUUCACGUUUGCUCUGGUUAGAAACUAACCAAAAUACCAUUUUUGCCUAAUUAUUUCUCCACUAGCUUUAAACUAAUCAUUAACAUAGCUUUGUGACCAAUAUUUUAGACCUCAGAAUGACCAUAUUCCUAUUUUAUAGUAAACCCAAAUAAUAGGGUGAGCUGUUCGUUUGUUUUUUUUAAAAAGUAUUGAAAACUUUUCUAACUAUUCUUCUGAAAAAUCUACUUUGCUAAACUGUAUAAUUUUGCUGGGCGUUAUUUGGAAUGAUAUAUUUACAGCAACAACAUUUAUUUAUUUAUUAUUAUGAUUAUUUGAAUGGCACACAUUUACAUAAUGGUAGUAACCGAGAUAAAUCCUUGUAUAAAGUUGUAAUUUAAAACACCUGUAAUGUUUGCUUCCAAAAUAUUUGAAAUGCUAUUUGUACAUUCAGAAAUAAAGCAGAUUAUACAAAGAAGAAAUAAAAUCUAAGUAGAAUAAAAGACUACGUUUCUGAUGUUUUUGGGGAAAUCAUGUUAAUUUCAAAGCCAUUGUUGCAAAGGAUGAUGAAAUCCA
Anolis sagrei ordinatus is the source of this 3522-nucleotide messenger RNA. It is a transcript of the gene C3H10orf90, whose product is annotated as chromosome 3 C10orf90 homolog. NCBI's taxonomy places the organism in Eukaryota, Metazoa, Chordata, Lepidosauria, Squamata, Anolidae. Gene Ontology annotation, molecular function: microtubule binding. The record is from RefSeq and is a predicted model, not a curated record.